Molecule: messenger RNA, 771 nt
Organism: Thamnophis sirtalis
Lineage: Eukaryota; Metazoa; Chordata; Lepidosauria; Squamata; Natricidae
Source: RefSeq, a predicted model, not a curated record
CCCAUUGUCAAAGCCAACAAUCGGGACCUCUCUUAUGUCCUCCUUGUCUCUCUUCUGCUUUCCUUCUUGUCCUCCUUCCUCUUCAUUGGCAAACCGAGCAAAGCCACCUGUCUCCUCCGACAAACAGCCUUCAGCAUCAUCUUCUCAAUUGCUGUCUCUUCUGUCUUGGCCAAAACAAUCAUGGUGGUGCUGGCUUUCCUGGCCACAAAGCCAGGGAACCAGGUACGAAGAUGGCUGGGGAAGACUUUGAGCAACACCAUUGUCCUUUCUUGCUCCGUUGUCCAAGUUGUUCUCUGUGCAAUUUGGCUGGGCUCUUCGCCCCCCUUUCCUGACUCUGAUAUGAACUCUCAACCUGGAGAAAUCAUCCUGCAAUGUAACGAAGGCUCUCUUGUCAUGUUUUAUGGUGCUCUCGGCUACAUGAGCUUCCUGGCUGCCAUCUGCUUUUUGGUGGCUUUCCUAGCUAGGAAGCUGCCUGGGACUUUCAAUGAAGCCAAGUUGAUCACAUUCAGCAUGCUGGUCUUCUGCAGUGUUUGGGGUCACCUGAGUAUUGCAAAUGGGUUUGGAGCCUUCUUGGAACUGUUGAAAGGAUUGUGUUGUAGACUGGACAUAGAUGAUGUGUCUCUCCACACUUUGGGUCAGGGAGGGAGCUUUGGAAUGUCAGACCAGACAUCAACAACUUACUAUCUCGUGGGAACCAAGGUCAUCCUACCAGCUGCUGGCCAGAGGCUGGAAGAGGUUACCAAGGAGAUUCCAGAAUACCUAAUUGGAUAA